Tigriopus californicus is the source of this 1666-nucleotide messenger RNA. Its product is annotated as alpha-tocopherol transfer protein-like. The record is from RefSeq and is a predicted model, not a curated record. Gene Ontology annotation, molecular function: phosphatidylinositol bisphosphate binding. The transcript is spliced from 5 exons. Gene Ontology annotation, cellular component: membrane. NCBI's taxonomy places the organism in Eukaryota, Metazoa, Arthropoda, Copepoda, Harpacticoida, Harpacticidae. The coding region runs from base 281 to 1195 and encodes 304 amino acids.
ACUGGAAUCACUCCAGAGAAACUGUCCGCAGACGGUAUUCUUGUGAGUCUUGCUCUGUGAUUGCCGUGUCAUUGGAUGUGAUUAUUUGGUUACAGUCAAGUGAUUCCAUGAAGCUCGGCGGUUACCUUGGCUUUGGUCUCAUCAAGUGUGGUGUGUUCGCCAUUUGGCAUCCAGUCAAACGCAUCCAAUCUUAUCUAUCUUUGUCUCAUCCCGAAAAAGACGCGGGAUUCAGUUGUCCAAACGCGGACAUAGAUUGAUAUUAACGUAAAUAUCACGAGCAAUGAUUGAGAACAAUAACGUAUUUGACCCUUUGGCUCCCAUCGAGGAUGAUGUGGAGGAACAUGCCGAGCCAUCCGAUUUGGACGACAACUAUAAAGCUUUGGCUAAAACUAUUUUCAAUGAGACUCCUGCCAAAUCAGAGGGGCUUCUUGACAUUUUGAGGCAUCGGAUUUUGGAUGAAGAAAAGUGGAACGUUCCCACAAGUAACCGAUACCUGUUAAAAAUGUUGAGAGCGGGAAACUACGACGUUGAAGGGGCUCUUCAAGUCAUCCGCGAAUACUACACUCACUUCCAGUUGCGGCCAAAUUACUUUCGAUUUUGCACAAAGGAAAAUAUCGACAAGGUCCUGGGUGUGCCGAUUCAGACAGUGUUGCCGCACAGAGAUCGUCAUCAAAGAAGGAUCCUUAUUCUUCGCACGGAGCAUUGGGAUCCAGCCACUUUGACCUAUCCUGAGUUGUUUUGUGCCGGCUAUAUGCUUUGUGAGCUGAUGUCACUGGAGCCCAAGAACCAGAUCGCAGGAGUCACAUGUGUGGUUGACCUGACCGGCUACUCCUUUGCUCAUAUGCAUAGCUUCACGUGGGACGGGAUCAAAUCCAGCAUCGCUUUGUUGCAGAACUCAUUUCCCUUGUGGAUGCGGGCCGUUCAUUUCGUGAAUGUGCCUCUCCUUUUCCGGGCCACAUUUCACUUGAUCAGUCCCAUGUUGAGCGAUGAGAUGAAGGAGUGCAUCUUCAUGCACUACAGCUUGGAGGACCUCUAUGACCACUUGGACCCAGCCAUCCUACCCACUGAAUUGGGAGGAACAAACGGACCCUUGGAUAAUGAAAACUGCAAGAAGCUCCUAUUCCAAAUGCUGGAUUACUUUCAACGAGCCCAAACUUACUCGAUCAAAUCUAAUGCCGAACCUCAAGAAUCUUAAGAUAUGUACAGUUUGCGUCAUUUGUAAAUGCUCAUUCCACCUUACCCAUUUGGAGGUCGAAUAGAAUAUUGACCACGUCGUGGCCAGCGUUGAUGGACUGGGCGAUGAUCUCCCGUUCCAACAGAUUUCCGCAAUUGGUGUCCCUCUGAACUAAAAGACAAAGAAUUAGAAACAUAUCAGAUGAAGAUUGAAACGACCUCAAUGCACAGCAAUGAACUCAUUGCGUAAGGGAAUACCAAGGUCAUUUAUCCUUUAUCGAAGGCUUGAUGAAAGUCAAUUCAGCGCCCAUCCAUGUCUUCAAACAGGCUACUACCUGUGCAAAAAAUGGACCACAGCCAUCACCAAAACACAAUCAGUUCUUUAAAACUUCAUACUAUUGUCACGGUCACAAUUAUGAAAGAAGGUAUGGGAAUUCCCAGAUCUAAAUAUUAGAUUAAAAUGUGAAAUAGAGUCUCACAUUCGUUGGUUGAA